Messenger RNA from Podarcis lilfordi (Lilford's wall lizard), 1715 nucleotides. NCBI's taxonomy places the organism in Eukaryota, Metazoa, Chordata, Lepidosauria, Squamata, Lacertidae. The record is from the annotation of a GenBank genome assembly.
AUGCCGUGUUCCCGAGGGUCAGAUGAUAUGACAGACUCUGUCGUGGAAGAAGAGGAGACUUCCAGCUUGCCUGUUCCCGUACUUGAUAAGCCGACCGAGGUGCUGGGACCCGCUGCGCUUUCUGUCCCGGAAGAACUAGCCAUCACGUGGGAAGAGGUUGCGGAGCCCUCCAGCUGUGGAGAACUUGGGCUUCUGGAGAAGGACGCAGCAGGGGAACCGGUGGCCCCAGCCACGCUUGUGGCUGGCGCUGCAGAGCUCUGGCUGCCCAGGGUGCUUGCAGCUUCCGAGGAUGCUGUCUCUUCAGUCGGGCUGGCUGCAUUCGGAGUGGUGCUCCUCAACGAUGCAGCAGGCGUCCCCGUUGGUGCUAGUGGAGAGGUGAGGUGAGCUGUGGCGGCUGAGCUGGAUUCCACGGAGGUGUCCCGCACUCCGCUAGGAGAAGGUCUGCCCGCUUUCCGAAGAUGCGCUGGAUGAAGCCAUGAUGGAGGCACUGGAUGCUGGGCCUGCCGUCCAAGUGGUAGCCGGGCUCUCUGUUGCCACUGGUGCUGCGGAGCUCUUGUCAGCAGUGUGGGUUGUGGCCGAGAACACACUUGUCCCUGAGAUCCCGGGAGAUGUUUCUGAAGAAACGUGCUCCGUGGUGGUCACCUGAGGUAGCGCUUCAGAGCUGGAGGAUGCCGGGUUCCCAGAUGAUAUGACAGACUCUGUCGUGGAAGAAGAGGAGACUUCCAGCUUGCCUGUUCCCGUACUUGAUAAGCCGACCGAGGUGCUGGGACCCGCUGCGCUUUCUGUCCCGGAAGAACUAGCCAUCACGUGGGAAGAGGUUGCGGAGCGCUCCAGCUGUGGAGAACUUGGGCUUCUGGAGAAGGACGCAGCAGGGGAACCGGUGGCCCCAGCCACGCUUGUGGCUGGCGCUGCAGAGCUCUGGCUGCCCAGGGUGCUUGCAGCUUCCGAGGAUGCUGUCUCUUCAGUCGGGCUGGCUGCAUUCGGAGUGGUGCUCCUCAACGAUGCAGCAGGCGUCCCCGUUGGUGCUAGUGGAGAGGUGAGGUGAGCUGUGGCGGCUGAGCUGGAUUCCACGGAGGUGUCCCGCACUCCGCUAGGAGAAGGUCUGCCCGCUUUCCGAAGACGCGCUGGAUGAAGCCAUGAUGGAGGCACUGGAUGCUGGGCCUGCCGUCCAAUUGGUAGCCGGGCUCUCUGUUGCCACUGGUGCUGCGGAGCUCUUGUCAGCAGUGUGGGUUGUGGCCGAGAACACACUUGUCCCUGAGAUCCCGGGAGAUGUUUCUGAAGAAACGUGCUCCGUGGUGGUCACCUGAGGUAGCGCUUCAGAGCUGGAGGAUGCCGGGCUCCCGGAGGGUCCAGAUGAUAUGACAGACUCUGUCGUGGAAGAAGAGGAGACUUCCAGCUUGCCUGUUCCCGUACUUGAUAAGCCGACCGAGGUGCUGGGACCCGCUGCGCUUUCUGUCCCGGAAGAACUAGCCAUCACGUGGGAAGAGGUUGCGGAGCCCUCCAGCUGUGGAGAACUUGGGCUUCUGGAGAAGGACGCAGCAGGGGAACCGGUGGCCCCAGCCACGCUUGUGGCUGGCGCUGCAGAGCUCUGGCUGCCCAGGGUGCUUGCAGCUUCCGAGGAUGCUGUCUCUUCAGUCGGGCUGGCUGCAUUCGGAGUGGUGCUCCUCAACGAUGCAGCAGGCGUCCCCGUUGGUGCUAGUGGAGAGGUGAGGUGA